This is a messenger RNA of Orussus abietinus, 3660 nucleotides long. RefSeq names its product nuclear cap-binding protein subunit 3. Gene Ontology annotation, cellular component: cytosol; nucleus. Lineage: Eukaryota; Metazoa; Arthropoda; Insecta; Hymenoptera; Orussidae. The record is from RefSeq and is a predicted model, not a curated record. Gene Ontology annotation, molecular function: mRNA binding; RNA 7-methylguanosine cap binding. Bases 216 to 2048 code for a protein of 610 amino acids. The transcript is spliced from 8 exons.
UAGUUUCAGUAACUUUACGAAAGCAAUAAGUUAAUUGAGGUUUUAAGAACUUAUUCAUAUUUUGUAAACCUUAACCUUUUGUGAGCGUGUGCUUGUUCAAAUCUUACGAAGUUUAUGUGAAUCUGUGCUCACAAAAUCUUUGGAAAGAAGUAUUUAACACACGCCUGAAAGCCUCCGUUUUACUCGUUUGGACGUUAUUAUUAUUUUUCAACGAAAUGGAUGAGUUCGAGGAACCAAUGGACGUGGACGUAUUCACUGAUUAUAUUAAACAUGAUGAAUCUGCUGAACAGACAUUACGAGCAAAAAUUUCGAAAGAUCUCAUACUUCCAAGUUUACCUACAAUGCCUGAAGUUCUUGAUACGAGAUAUGAAAAUCGUGGGGGAACAUUUACUACUGGUAUCGAUAUAUUCAGUAAAGAGGAAAAACUAAAAAUGGAAGAACGUGCUAAGCGAUUUGGAUUGAAAGACAAGCUGCAAAGCGUCAUUGCUAACGAAGCAGAAGAGUUAUAUGCAAGCAUGGGAGUGACAGAAGAUGGAGAGAAUUCUAAACAUCUUAGAUUAAAUGUUAUUCACAUGCGAGGCACUGAAGACAUGAGCUCGAAGGAUGUCUUUACAUAUUUUAAAGACUAUGCACCUGCUUCAAUCGAAUGGAUAAAUGAUGUUUCAUGUAAUGUAGUAUGGUUGGAUAAUAUAUCAGCAGCCAGAGCUUUAUUGGGACUUUCAAAAAAGAUAGUUGGAGCAUCUGAAAAAUCUGAAGAAAACAGUCACGUUGAGAAAAGUAAUUUGGAUGACAAGAAUGAAGUAUCCCGUGAUGAGUGUUUAGUUAAAGUUGUUCAAGGUAGUGGAUCAUCAGAUGAAGUAACAAAUGAAAAAGAUAAUACUAUAAACCUUAAAGACAUCGAUUGUCCAUUGCCUCCUGGUCAAUGGAGGAAAGGUAUUAAUCAUGCAAAGAGCAAGGGAAUUUUUUUAAGAUUUGCUACUCGUGCUGACAAAAAGCAACCGAAAGCUGAAAAAAUGAGUGAUUACUACAAGAAAUAUGGAAAUCCAAACUUUGGAGGGGUGAAAGGUAUUUUAACUGAGUCUCGGAAGCGUAUGUACAAGGAAACCCGACAGACGAAAAGAAGGGCACGCGAAAGUUCCGUGGAAGGCGAGGCAACUGACGUGAAACGCAAAAAGAAUCCUUGGGGAUCGUUGUCACAAACUUGGGGCAUCUAUGACUCGAUGGAAGAAGCUCCACAGAGAAACCCUCCACCCAAAGAUUAUGGAAGUGGUAUUAAAGAGAGGCUGGGCUUCAAAUGUGCAAAGGAAGACCCAAUAGUGAUAUCUGACUCAAAUACUAGCGAUGAGAGUGACAGUGACGAUGAGUGGUGUAAGAGAAAUAAAGGUUUACGAAUGCGAAUGCAUGCUGAUGACGAGGAGGAGAAACUUAAAAAACGUCGUAGUAAACUUCAACAUCAGAUGAAAACUAUGACAGACAGAAAUACUGAUUUGAGGUCUCGGCUUUGUAAAGGAAAAAACUUCUCAAUGUACCCUGAGAAAAUACAAGUAGUGGUACCGAACACACAAAUGAUGAAAGUUGAGUUAGUUGGAGAUGAUAAAUCGGAUAAAGAAGAAGGUGAAAUCGAAGAUGAUGAUGACCAGAAGGAAAUUGAAGAACAAUGGAUCGAGAGUGAAAAGAUUCAGAUCGCAGAAAAGGAGGAAGAAGACGAGGAGGAGGAGGAGGAUGAAGAUGGAGAAGAGGAAGAAGAGGAGAAUAGUGAAGAUAGUGAACUGUCAGAGAAAGAAAUACAAGGGCCGAAAGGCAGCGUAAUAAAGGUCGUACCACGUAAGCCACGGUUAGCCUCCACUGUAUGGGCUAGGUUAAAUCACACGAAAAGUGAUUCAAGUGACAGCUUCUUGAAGCAAGACCGUUCUUAUAGAGGGAAAACGAGAGAAACCUUUAGAGGUGUAGAUUUGCGUACCCGUUUGAAUCAUCAAGCGAAAAGUCGAUCACCUCUAAGGAUAGAAGUCAAAAACGACAAAUACGCACAAAAUUCGGAUUUAGAAUGACGUAAUUGAUAUUCCAACAAUCGUGCGAAGAAACGCCCAAAGCAGCCUUCUUAGUAUCUUGACACUCGUUUUUCAAUUUGCAAGAGUAAUUGCAAUGAUUCAAUAUAGAUGCCGGGCAAGAUAACGGAGGCAGGAGUACAUAAACUCAACUUUUUAUUUCUAAGAUCAUUGCAUUUGUGUUUGCGCAUAAAUACGGUAUGUGAAUUAUUUUGAGUUAUGCUACUGUUCAUAGCAUCCGCUGCAUGCAACUGAAUAGGUAUAACUGAGCGUCCAGAGAUCUAGUAGAAAGAAUGCAUGCAUUUUCUAUUUCGGAAAAAAGUUUUCCAGGUAUGUCAACAACAUUAAUUGCUUUAGAAUGGGAUUGGCAUAAUAACGGUAAUAUUUCAAUGACACGACCUUUAAUAAAUUUGUAUGCCCCAUGAUGAAUUCACUGAAGAACGCAAGUAAUGCGGUAAUCACUUUUUUUUUUUUAAAUAUCAGCCAACUACGUGUGCAUAUUAAUUUGAAUUUUUCUAAUAUGAGAAAGACAAAAUCAUGGUAUACUAUUAUAAAAGUAAAUGAACAUGACGAUGAUCCCAGUCACGUUCACACAAUUUUAAAGUAACUGCAAUUACCUAAAGAGUAAAUACACAGUAGGUAAUUUUAUGCUCUGGGAGAACUUAGAUUAAUAUUUUAACGUUUAUGAAUAUGUAAAGGGAAAGGGUAUGUAACAGACGACGGUAAAACCAUGAUUUUAAUUAUUGUUUUUAAAUUGAAACCGUUCGUCUCAGGCAAGUUUCAAACGUGACCGAUUUUUUUUAACGUGAAGCACGUAACAGUUGAAAUAUGAGGAUCGCAAUUGUUACACGUACAAUUCUGUAGUACUUUCCACUUCCUGCAUAAUAGAUCUCUAUAAAUGACGCCCAGUUAUAAUUAUUUUAAUGGAAUUGUGUAUUUGCAAUGUCUUUCCUUCCUAAAACUGUUCUAAUACAUCACAAUAAGGUGCAAAAGAAAAUUCUAUAAAUGAAUAUGGAAGUGUGCUAAUAUAAAUGUACAUAUAGUAUGAUAUUCUGGUGAAUUUGUUGAUUUGACGAUUUUAUAUCAAUCUGAAUCCAACAAGUGGAAAUGAGACGUUCGCAUUACUCUAGCAUUUUAAUGAUUUCAGUUCUUCAAAAAUUGACAUUUUUUACAGUUGCUAAUGAAAUUGAUAUGUCAUAUUUGUAUUAUAAUAAUACAUGUGGAAUUAUUGUACAUACAAAAGUAAAUUUAAGAAAUCUUUAUCAUGCGAUUUGGAUUGUAUUAACAGGUGAGUUGUAAAUGUACAAGAAUUCAGCGUGGUGUGCUUGAUAUCAAGAAUUCAGACAGAAUAAUUGUCAAAAACAAACAAACAAACAAACAAACAAAGACUUCAAUCAAGCAUUCAUUCGAGUAUUUGUGUUGUACUCUACAAUGACAAUUUAAAAGUAGCGUUACAAAUGGACUGAAGUGAACCGAAUUUUUGGCAUCACAAUUUGCUGAUGAUCAUAUCAGGCUUUAUUUUAUAGCGUAAUUGCGUCGUGAAAAAGAAAGAACUUGAUUUCCAAAACAUUACUUGUUUUAGUUGUAUUGUAAAUAAAGAAAUCAACAAUUUCUA